GAGAGAGAGAGAGCACUACACGAAGUCCUCAUUCUCACUCGCCCAACCCCCCAACCAAAAGUCCUAAUCUUUUCUCCCCAAUUCCCUCGCAACCCACUACAAUCCACCGCCGUCUAACCCUAAUUCUCCGCUACGACGUCGUCGGGAGCAGGAUUGCUUACUAGAUGGGGUUUUUUAAGAAGAUAUUGGUGAAUCUAGGGUUUUCCAAAGACGAUGACCACGAAGUCAAAGACAAAGAGGAGGAGGAGGACGACAACGACAGUCAGCCCCAUAGUCAGGCCCAGUUCCGAGACACCGGACUUCCCCGUAAAGGCUUCAGCGUCCCUGUUCAGGUCUCCGUUGACCGUCCUCUCCCCGGCCCGAUUCUCAUUCCUUGUCGUUCCGGCGACGGCGGCGUUCAGGGUCUAAGAUGGCAUGCAAAGCGACUCAGGAUGGAUGAAGAUGGAGAUGUAGCAGAUGAAUUCUUGGAUGAGGUCUUCUCAGAUAAGUCUGCCAGCAGCAGGGGAAACAGAAGGUUUGAAGUGAAGUCCAGUACGAAGCCAGCUAAAGUGAAGAGUCAGGCUUUAUCAGAGGAUGGAAGAAUCCAACAGCGAGUGGAAUACCGAGGUAGAUCCUUGUGGAUAUGAUGAUUCCUUGAAGAAGCUUAUCAGGUCUGUUUUUUGGUUUCCUUUCAUGGUCUAUUAAUUUUUGGAGUGGAUUUGUCAUCCUAGUUCUCUUGUGCUGUUAGUGUGGAACACAGGAGCCCAUUAUAUUAUUACAUAACAGAUGUGGGUUAUCUGAAAAUUGGUUUCUUCAAGGAUCUGGGUUGUACUGCUCCUGAGCACAUAUUAUCUGGGAACUAACUGUGGUCAUGCGCUUGCAUGUAGGAGUUGGAAUGUGAACAUUUGAUAUAGUCAUUAAUAUACACCUCUAGUUGUUUGAUUG
This is a messenger RNA of Fragaria vesca subsp. vesca, 924 nucleotides long. RefSeq lists its product as uncharacterized. Bases 165 to 626 code for a protein of 153 amino acids. Lineage: Eukaryota; Viridiplantae; Streptophyta; Magnoliopsida; Rosales; Rosaceae. The transcript is spliced from 2 exons. The record is from RefSeq and is a predicted model, not a curated record.